This is a messenger RNA of Perognathus longimembris pacificus (Pacific pocket mouse), 2212 nucleotides long. RefSeq names its product catenin beta like 1 (gene Ctnnbl1). Bases 353 to 1792 code for a protein of 479 amino acids. The record is from RefSeq and is a predicted model, not a curated record. Gene Ontology annotation, cellular component: spliceosomal complex. The transcript is spliced from 17 exons. Lineage: Eukaryota; Metazoa; Chordata; Mammalia; Rodentia; Heteromyidae.
CUCGCUGAGGAGGUCGUGGUUUGGGUGUGUGUGGAGGUAGUCGGUGCAUCCCGUGCGGUCUGGGUUCGGAACAUGGACGUGGGAGAACUUCUAAGCUAUCAGGAUUCCUGUCUAGGAUCUUGCAUUGCACCCCAACAGGGGCACAAAACGGCCCCGGGAUGAUGAAGAGGAGGAGCUGAAAACACGUCGGAAACAAGCUGGUCCUCGGGAAAGAGGCCGCUAUCGGGAGGAGGAAGCCACUGUGGUUGAAGAAGCAGAUGAUGACAAAAAAAGGCUUCUCCAGAUUAUUGACAGAGAGGGUGAGGAAGAAGAAGAGGAGGAGGAGCCUCUGGAUGAAAGUUCUGUGAAGAAAAUGAUCCUCACAUUUGAAAAGAGAUCGUAUAAAAACCAAGAGCUGCGAAUCAAGUUUCCAGAUAAUCCAGAGAAGUUCAUGGAAUCCGAGCUAGAUCUAAAUGACAUCAUUCAAGAGAUGCACGUGGUGGCCACCAUGCCAGACCUGUAUCACCUUCUGGUGGAGCUGAGUGCUGUGCAAUCGCUUCUUGGGCUGCUCGGACACGAUAAUACAGAUGUGUCCAUCGCCGUGGUUGAUUUGCUUCAGGAACUGACAGACAUAGACACCCUCCAUGAGAGUGAAGAAGGAGCAGAAGUUCUCAUUGAUGCUCUGGUGGAUGGGCAGGUGGUGGCGUUGCUGGUGCAGAAUCUGGAGCGCCUGGAUGAGUCUGUGCGGGAGGAGGCAGAUGGUGUCCACAACACCUUGGCUAUUGUAGAGAACAUGGCUGAGUUCCGGCCGGAGGUGUGUACAGAGGCUGCCCAGCAGGGGCUUCUGCAGUGGCUCUUGAAGAGACUGAAGGCAAAGAUGCCUUUCGAUGCCAACAAACUAUAUUGCAGUGAAGUGCUGGCCAUAUUGCUCCAGGACAAUGAUGAAAACAGGGAAUUGCUUGGAGAACUGGAUGGAAUCGAUGUGCUUCUUCAGCAGUUAUCCGUGUUUAAGAGACACAAUCCCAGCACCGCUGAGGAGCAGGAGAUGAUGGAGAAUCUGUUUGAUUCCCUCUGUUCCUGUCUGAUGCUCAGUUCCAAUCGUGAGCGCUUCCUGAAGGGUGAGGGCCUUCAGCUGAUGAACCUCAUGCUCAGGGAAAAGAAAAUCUCCCGGAGCAGUGCCUUGAAAGUGCUGGACCAUGCCAUGAUUGGGCCCGAGGGCACUGACAAUUGUCAUAAGUUUGUGGACAUCCUUGGCUUACGAACCAUCUUUCCCCUCUUUAUGAAAUCUCCCAGGAAGAUCAAGAAAGUGGGAACCACUGAGAAAGAACACGAAGAGCAUGUCUGUUCGAUCCUGGCUUCCCUCCUGCGCAACCUGAGAGGGCAGCAGCGGACCCGGCUCCUGAAUAAAUUCACAGAAAAUGACAGUGAGAAGGUUGACAGACUAAUGGAGUUGCAUUUUAAAUACCUGAGUGCAAUGCAGGUGGCUGACAAGAAGAUUGAAGGGGAAAAACACGACAUAGUCCGCCGCGGGGAGAUCAUAGACAAUGACAUGGAGGACGAAUUCUACCUGCGGCGCUUGGACGCAGGGCUCUUCAUUCUCCAGCACAUCUGCUACAUCAUGGCUGAGAUCUGCAAUGCCAGUGUCCCCCAGAUUCGCCAGCGAGUUCACCAGAUCCUGAACAUGCGAGGAAGCUCCAUCAAGAUUGUCAGGCACAUCAUCAAGGAAUAUGCGGAGAACAUCGGGGACGGCCGGAGCCCUGAGUUCCGGGAGGCGGAGCAGAAGCGCAUCCUGGCCUUGCUGGAGAACUUCUAGACCUUCAGCCAUGCAUCGGGGACCCCGGCUGUGCCGCUUUGGACAGAUGAAAACUAGUUUUGUAGCCCUAGGCUGGCACUCUUCAUUCCAUCUCCCCGGGCAGGGCGUGGACUGCAUGCCCUUGGAUGAGUGCCCCCAGCCAUCCGAUUCCCCUGGGGGGCUCCAGGCGCACAGUGCUCCCUCAGGGGCUCCACCCCCAGAGCGUGGGUGGAGGGUGCGAGCCAGGCGGCUGGCUGAUGCCUCACACUGCCAGUCAGCACCUGACCUGGCACUGGUGUGUGUCCUCACAGCGUCGUGUCUUGAGAGAGUCCACGGCCACACACUUGAUUAAAAGUUUGUUGUUGUAAUUGCCCUGUGUUAUUAGUAGUUCUCAAUUACUGCCUCGUUUAUAAAGGAGACUUCGCUCUAGUUACAUUUAUA